Molecule: messenger RNA, 2860 nt
Organism: Aedes albopictus (Asian tiger mosquito)
Lineage: Eukaryota; Metazoa; Arthropoda; Insecta; Diptera; Culicidae
Product: facilitated trehalose transporter Tret1-like
Exons: 5
Coding region: 749-2314 (521 amino acids)
Biological process (GO): transmembrane transport
Cellular component (GO): membrane
Molecular function (GO): transmembrane transporter activity
Source: RefSeq, a predicted model, not a curated record
UGCGAUCAGCACUUUCCCGUCAGUCUGAGUCGGAUCGUGCCGGGAAAAAGUCGCGAGUCGUGAUAGUGUGCCCGCUAUUUAAAUAUCGUUGCGCGCGACGUAACAGGAAAAGCGAAGCCGUGCCUUAUCCCACGUUGUUUAGGAAGGAAUGGGAGAGAAAAAAACAGUUUCAACAAGUGCGAGGUGGCUGACGGUGUGAAGGCGGUUUGGUCCCUUCCCUUCAGCCUAAUUAGCUUUUAAUAAAUCCUGACCGCAGCAUCCGCCCAGGACGACCGGCCGGUGCGGUGUUGGAAGAAGCAGGGAUAACAAACAAGUGGCUGGGACGUCGGUUAUGGUUAGGGUAGCUGUGGCAUAAUUUGCAUCGCAAACAACUUUUUUUUUCAUCUCGUGUUGCCCCCUCUUGGUUCAUUACGGAGUGGAGGUGAGAAAAACGCGAAAAGCCACAAAAAAGCACGUGAAAGUGGAUUAUAAGCAUAAUAUUGAUUGAGAGAGGGGUGUGAGGGAUUCGCUAGGGAGCAGUUAUUAAAAAAAAGGCGAGCAGUAGGCGACGUGAAACGAGGGCGAAGGAACCAGAAAGGACCCUCACAAAGUUGGCGGCGCCCAAUUGGGUGGUUUCUAUCUACCGCGGAAAAGUGGUGAAAAGGUGAAUUUUUGGUGCAAGUGUUGGAAUCGGAUUCCGUGGUGGUUGGUUGAAAACGUUGAAAACUGAAUCGUCGAAGUUGCCGCAAUAAGAAAAAAGUUCACAAUCAUGGGAAGUGCAGCGAAAGUGGAGCAAUCAUCUCGAAGAAUGCUGAGCAAUCAGAGCAGUAACGAUUCGAUGGAGAUGCAGAAACGGUGCCAUUUGGGCGAGAAAUGGAUCGCCGUGUUGUUCACAGUUGUGGCAUCCCUUGGUUACGUAUCGGUGGGGACGAUGGUGGCCUGGAGUUGCAAUGCCUUCGCCAAGCUACACAUUAAUCUGGACGUUUCACCAGCAGAGCAGCAGCAGCAGCAGCAGCAACGGUUAACGCUGGAGGAAAGUGAUGAGCUUUCCGAGAACCAGAAGACAUCCCUGGCAGCGACGCCGGCCCUGGCGGCCGCCAUUACUGCGAUCGCAGUCUACAAGCUGUACUACAAGAUCGGAACAAAGGCGUUCAUGCUGGCGGCAGCUUCCCUGAUGAUCGCUUCCAAUUGUUUGCUGAGUUUCGGAUCGUCGUUCUGGUACUUCAGUGUCGGCCGGAUGUUGGCGGGCGUUGCAGCCGGUAUUUGCUUCACGCUGAUUCCACCAUACGUGGACGAGUUCGCUUCCAAGCAGUACAAGUCCCUGCUGGACAACGUGCUGUACGUGCAGUUCGCACUGGGAAUCCUGAUCCAGCUGAUGUCCGAUCUCAUCCCCGUCACGGAGUUCUCCAGCGUGAUCAGCUCGGCCUUCCCGAUAUUCCUGUUCAUCGGGUUUCUCUUCCUACCGGAGUCGGCGCGCUACCUCUGCGCCACCCAACAAGUAAACCGGGCCCGCGCCGUCCUCAAGAAGACCCACACCAACGACGCCCUCGCCGUACAGAUCAUGGAGAACAACCUGAACCACUGGCAGCAGUCCAAGUAUGUCGCUAUCACGCUACGGGAUUCCCUCCGAAAGCUGCAGAACUCCCGCAUCGUCAUCCCCACCCUCCUCCUGAUCAUCUUCCAGCAGUUCACCGGAGCCAUCCCAGCCAUGUUCUACCUGACGCGGAUCUUCACCCUCACCGACGGUCAGUACACUCCGCAGUGGACCGCCAUCUACGUGGCCGGCAUCUUCGUCUUCAGCAUUCCGGCUUACCGUCUCGCAAAGGUCAAUCUCCCAGACUACAAACUGCUCCUGUGGAGUUCGCUGCUGAUGGCCGCGGCAAUGGCCGGCCUCGGAUGGCACUGCCACGUCCAGGGUAUGCGUGGCCAUUCAGAAGACUACGGCCACAUUCCGCUGCUUUGCGCGGGAAUCUUCAUCUUCCUGUACGCCAUAGGUUUCCAGCGGGUGCCCUGGAAGUGGCUUGACGAAUCGCUGGACGCGGAGAACGCCUUCCCCGUACGAGCCAUCGCCUGUUCCAUCAGCUGGGCAUCGCUGUACGUUUGCGUUCGCUUGGUACCGACCCUGCUGACGCACAUCGGCGUCGGAUGGCUCUUCUGGAACAUAACCAUCGUACUGCUGUUCGGGGCACUGUUCCUGCUGGUGGCCUUUCCCAACAUGGACCAGAGCGUCAUCCGGAGUAAAACCCUAGCCGAGUGCAACAGUUCAUCGACGACGUCGUCGUCGUCGUCAGCGUCUACGACCAACCUGGGACCGGCGGCAGAGCACGUGGUGUAAGCUUGGCGUAUGCACUUGUGAACGACAAGUCACGCAACUUAAGACUGAUUGGAGAAACACUCACUCACUCACGAAAGUUAAACCAUGAUUGUAAGAGGUGACCGACCGGCGCUUGUAGACGCCGAGAACGAACAUGCGAGCGAAUUUCCUGCAAAAAGUUGUGCAAGAACUUGAGCUGAAGCACUCGGGAAACACUAACGCCGCCUGACGGCGCGUUACGUACUUUAGAGGUAAAUAUAAAUGUCCAGUUUCCGUGUUCACCACAAGGAAUUUAUCAAUUAAUGAUGCCAUUUGCGUUAGGAUUACAGAUUAUUUGAAACAUUAUUUGAAAAUUUCUAGAUGUUUCGAUUGAUGAAAAUUUAUAUGGAAGUUUAUUGUAAGUCUGCAAAUUAGUAGGACAAUGGUAGCUUUGGUAGGUUCGAGAUUCAAAUUAUAUACGUAAAUAUGUACUGAUAUAUACUGUAGAUAAGGUGUCGUUUUCGUAGACUUGUUUUAGCUGAUUAUAUUAUAUGUUUAUCUUAUUUGAAAUGCAUGUAUACGAGAUUA